AUGCACGUUAAGACAGGAUUGUUAUUGAUAGCCUGGGCAAUUGUUGCAGCCUUGGGAUGGAGCGGUGAUUCUGGGGAAUUGGCAGCCCAGCGAUCCUACUUUUAUGUUGGAGGACAAUAUAUUCCAAACGGUGCUGGCGAGCAUAUAUUCACGGAUCAGAUGUACGUGGAAAAGUUGACUCCGGCUGCGGGGGUUACGAAGCCGUAUCCAGUUGUCUUCAUCCAUGGACAAGCUCAAACAGGUACCAAUUGGCUCAACAAGCCUGACGGAGGGGAAGGCUGGGCCUCUUACUUCCUCUCGAAAGGAUACGCAUGCUAUAUCAUCGACCAAACCUUCCGCGGUCGCAGUGCCUGGCUCCCUGGAAAUGGAACAAUGGGUACCUACAGCGCAGAGCUCUUGCAGCAGAGAUUUACUGCACCUAAGAAAUACAACCUCUGGCCACAGGCAUCACUACAUGCCCAAUGGAACGGAACGGGCGUCAUGGGCGACUCGAAUUUCGACGCCUAUUAUUCCUCAACGGUCGAGUUCCUCAGUUCAACAACCUACCAGCAGUCAACCGUCCAAGCCGCUGGAGCUGCCCUGCUUGACACUAUAGGAUCACCAGUUAUUCUCCUCUCCCACUCCCAGGGCGGUUUCAUGCCCUGGCUCAUUGCAGAUGUUCGUCCAACGCUCGUCCACUCCAUCGUCUCGAUUGAACCCAGCGGCCCUCCCUUCCAAGACGCCGUCUUUGGCAACACUCCCGCGCGUGUCUACGGACUCACUGAUGUCCCUAUAACCUACUCGCCUAUCCUGGCCGAUCCGAUCGACCUCGUGAAACAGGUUAUCCUUUCUAACUCAUCACUGUAUUCAGACUGUGUAAUCCAGGCUGAUUCCCCUGCACCGAGACAGCUCGUCAAUCUCUCUCAGAUACCUGUCCUGGUUGUGACGACCGAAUCGUCUUACCAUGCACCGUAUGACUGGUGCACAGUCAAAUUUCUGCAACAGGCAGGUGUCCCGGCGCGGCAUCUUCAGCUUGAGGAUAUUGGAAUCCAUGGCAAUGGACAUAUGGUAUUCUUGGAGAAGAAUAGUUUGCAAGUUGCUGCGGCUCUACUGCAGUGGAUCGAGAGGACGUAA
Messenger RNA from Penicillium antarcticum, 1113 nucleotides. RefSeq names its product alpha/beta hydrolase. The record is from RefSeq and is a predicted model, not a curated record. The coding region runs from base 1 to 1113 and encodes 370 amino acids. Lineage: Eukaryota; Fungi; Ascomycota; Eurotiomycetes; Eurotiales; Aspergillaceae. The transcript is spliced from 2 exons.